Poecile atricapillus (Black-capped chickadee) is the source of this 930-nucleotide messenger RNA. It is a transcript of the gene TLCD5, whose product is annotated as TLC domain containing 5. NCBI's taxonomy places the organism in Eukaryota, Metazoa, Chordata, Aves, Passeriformes, Paridae. Bases 190 to 927 code for a protein of 245 amino acids. Gene Ontology annotation, cellular component: membrane. The transcript has 4 exons. The record is from RefSeq and is a predicted model, not a curated record.
CUUGGCUAAAUACACGAGUGAAAGACUCUGAACAAGACUGAAGUGCUUGCAGGGGUGUAGUGGAGUUGUCCUUUGAGAGUGUGAAGUGAUGGUACUCAAGCUCAGGAAGGAGAGAGACGGUGAAGAAACGAGCCCAGGCUGAGCCAGGAGCUCUGGAGGUCAGGCUGGAGCUGUGGAGGGCAGGACAGGAUGCUGUUCCCGCUGCCCCUGCGUGCAGCCUGCAGCCUGCUGGCCUGGUUCUGCCUCUACAAGUGGUUCUGCCACCGCUACCGGCACCGCAGCAUCGAGUGGAGCUGCAGGCUGGUCACACUCACCCACGGCAUCCUGGCCACCUGUCUGUCCGCUUACAUCGGCUUCAUCGAUGGCCCCUGGCCCCUGAGUCACCCAGGAUCACCCAACACAACCCUUCAGGUGCACGGGCUGUGCCUUAGCUUGGGCUACUUCAUCUUCGACCUGUGCUGGUGCGUGUACUUCCAGACGGAGGGUGCCCUGAUGCUGGCCCACCACCUGGUGAGCAUCGUGGGCAUCGCCGCCUCCUUGGCCCUGGGCGAGUCGGCCGCGGACGUCAACGCCGUCAUCUUCGGCAGCGAGAUCACCAACCCGCUGCUGCAGGCCCGCUGGUUCCUCAAGGAGCUGGGCCGCUACCACACCUUCACGGGCGACCUGGUGGAUUUCCUCUUCGUGGUGCUCUUCACCGGCGUGCGCAUCGGCAUGGGGGCCUGGCUGAUGUACUGCGAGCUGGCCUCGCCCAGGCCCCGCUGGUACAUCAAGCUGGGAGGGGUCAUCAUGUACGUGGUGUCCUGGGUGUUCAUGGUCAGCAUCUGCCGCUUCGCACGGAGGAAGAGCAUGAGGAAGUACCAGGCCUGGAGGAGCCGCAGGAGCCACGAGCUGUGCUCCAAGAGCAACGGGCACCUCAAAAGCCACUGAGUG